Molecule: messenger RNA, 2370 nt
Organism: Bufo gargarizans (Asiatic toad)
Lineage: Eukaryota; Metazoa; Chordata; Amphibia; Anura; Bufonidae
Product: zinc finger MYM-type protein 1-like
Exons: 1
Coding region: 1-2370 (789 amino acids)
Molecular function (GO): protein dimerization activity
Source: RefSeq, a predicted model, not a curated record
AUGCAUUUUGACAUUGAAGAGGAAGAUAUAUCUGAUGUUUCCUCUGAGUCAGACACUGAGUCUAUUGUACUUAUGGAUGAUGAAACUGAAAUGGAACUUGAAGAGCCAUCAACAGCAUCACAUGGAAUCUCAAGUGAUCCUGCUUUCUGGCCUGAAAAUAUAGAUGACCAACACAGAAUAACUUUGAUAAAAAUUGGUCCUGUUCAAGAAAAGGCUUUUACUUUUCCAAAAGAUGAUACCAACAGGAGCUUUUCUAUCUCUUACUACCAAAGAGUACUGGAUAAUGGAGAGAAGAUACCAAGAAAUUGGUUGAUCUAUUCUACAGCUAAUAAUUCGGUCCAGUGUUUUGCUUGCCGGAUAUUCAACAGUGACAAUAUGGCUUUGGCCUCAAAACAAGGCUUUAAUGAUUGGCAGCAUCUGACAAGACAUUUAAGCCGACAUGAAAAAACCACAAUCCAUAUCACAAAUUAUAAGAAAUGGAUGGAUCUUUCAAGAGCUCUGGAAAAGGGAACAACCAUUGAUCAUAUCAAUCAAAAGAUCAUUAAACAAGAAGAGAAACGCUGGUAUUCUGUCAUACAGCGAAUAAUCUACAUUAUCCAAUAUUUAGCAGGACAAAAUCUGGCGCUUCGUGGCUGUGAUGCCCGUUUGUUUCAAAACAAUAAUGGUAACUUCCUGAAAUUGGUUGAAAUGAUAGGGAAAUUUGAUCCCAUCAUAUCUGAACAUAUUCAGAGAAUUCAGUGCUCCAUUUCACAGCAUUCACAAAUGCCACAUUAUCUCGGUUACAAGAUUCAGAAUGAGAUAAUUGCCAUAGUUGGCACAAAAAUAAGAGAAAAAAUUAUACGAAGCCUAAAUGAGUCCAAAUAUUUCUCCAUUAUCCUGGAUUGUACUCCUGAUAUGAGCCACACUGAGCAGAUUAGUAUUGUUGUCCGAUUUGUUGUUCUAGAUCAAAGUGCAAAAAAAAUUGAAGUUCGAGAACACUUCCUUGAUUUUUGUCCAGUAAACAAUACAACAUCUGAAGGACUGACAUCCUUUUUACUGGCCUACCUAAAGAACAAUCACAUUGCAAUUGAGAAUAUGCGUGGCCAAGGCUAUGACAAUGGCGCAAACAUGAAAGGAAAACAUAAUGGUUUGCAGCAAAGAAUACUCAAUAUCAAUCCAAGAGCCUUUUUUGUGCCAUGCAGUGCACAUACUCUCAACUUGGUGGUGAAUGACGCUGCAAAGAUUUCAUUCCUGACAAUAGAUUUCUUUGGCAUCGUUCAAGAACUUUAUGUGUUCUUUGCCUCAUCCACCCAACGGUGGCAAGUACUCAAGGAGCACGUUACAAAUCUAACUUUAAAACCACUCUCCGAAACCAGAUGGGAAAGCAGAGUUGCAGCAAUUAAACCCUUGCGAUAUUUCCUACCUGAGGUAUUUGAUGCACUGUAUGACAUCUCAGAUGAUGACAACAGGGACAUUAACACUAAACAUCAAGCUCAAUCCUUGGCAACGAAAAUAAAAUCAUUCAAAUUCAUCUGUUCCAUUGUCAUUUGGUAUGAAUUAUUAUCAAAGGUGAAUGUGAUCAGCAAAAUAAUGCAGCAAACAACAUCAAACCUAUCAGGCUGUGUACAGGAACUGGAGAAGUUGAUCAAGCACUUGGUGGAAUACAGGUCUGAUGAAGGCUUUGAGAAUGCGCUAGCUGAUGCCAAAGGAAUAGCUGAAAAGCUUGAUUGUGAAGCAAAAUUUCCUGAUGCAUUUACAAUUAGACCUCGACGGAAAAAGAAGAUUUUUGACUAUGAACAUGAAGAUGAGUCUCUUGCAGACCCUACACAAUAUUUUAAAGUGAAUUUUUUCUUUGCCGUUUUGGACACAUCCAUCCAGUCCAUAAAUGAGAGAUUCACAUUACUUCAGAGCCACUGUGACACAUUUGCAUUUUUAUAUGAAAUCCCAAAACUUGGGAUGGACAAAAAGGAUAUAUUGAAGUGUUCCAUGGAUCUGCAAAACAAAUUAACUGACAGCCAGUUAUCCCACUCUGACAUUAAUGGAAUAGAUCUUUGUGAUGAACUGGACACCAUUCGACCUUUUCUAACCCAGGAGAUGACAGUCACCAACAUCUUGCAGUAUCUAGUGGAGAAUAACUUGACCAACACAUUCCCAAACCUUUCUGUUUCACUGAGAAUAUUGAUGACACUUCCUGUAAGUGUAGCUGCUGGGGAACGUUCAUUUUCCAAACUAAAGCUGAUAAAAAAUUAUCUCCGUUCCACGAUGUCCCAGGCAAGACUUACCAACUUAUCCAUUAUAUCCAUUGAAAAAUCCUUCUGCGAAGACUUGGAUAUAGAUGAUGUGAUUAGAAAUUUUGCUGUUGCCAAGGCUCGAAGAGUUCGUUUUGUUUGA